Molecule: messenger RNA, 534 nt
Organism: Giardia duodenalis
Lineage: Eukaryota; Fornicata; Diplomonadida; Hexamitidae
Product: ABC transporter family protein
Exons: 1
Coding region: 1-534 (177 amino acids)
Biological process (GO): transmembrane transport; lipid transport
Cellular component (GO): intracellular membrane-bounded organelle; membrane
Molecular function (GO): lipid carrier activity; ATP hydrolysis activity; ABC-type transporter activity
Source: RefSeq, a predicted model, not a curated record
AUGGCCGUACAGCGCCAAGUAUUUCUCGAUGAGCCUACCACGGGACUCGACCCUGUGACAAAGCGUGCAGUUUGGCGAACAAUCGAAGAGGCCAAACAGGGCAAGACCAUCAUCUUAACAACGCAUAGUAUGGAGGAAGCUGACAGCCUUGCACAGUACAUCGCAAUCAUGGCGGCUGGUCAGCUUCGAUGCAUUGGAACCAAGGAACGGUUGAAGGCUCGAUUUGGCUCUGGCUACAGAGUCCAGAUCAUUCACGUCACAGAGUCAGUUGGCCGCGUCGACGCACUUCUUGUCUGCUCAGCACCUUAUAUCCGUCUUGAAAAGAGGGAGCAUAUCCCCAAUGACAAAACGCACACUCGAUCCUUCUACGUUGUUCCUCAAGGGCAUCCAAUCUCGUACCUCUAUAAAGCCCUAUAUAGAGAGAAGUCCAGCGGGUCUGGACUAAUAAAAGAGUUUGGAGUCUCAUUCACAGGCCUCGAGGAGGUGUUUUUGACCAUUGCACACAUGGUAGAGCCGCCGCCAGAAGGAGUAUAG